AUGUGUCUGUCUGAUGCUGAAAAAAGGAAAGGUUUUGACUCAAAAAGAUCUAAAAAUUUCUGCUUUGAGAGCAAUAGAAUUCCAUAUACAUCUAAAAAAGUGCAUGUCCCUGGCAAUUCCAAUGGGUCGACACGAUCUUACAAAGUUCGGAGAAAUAUUAAAGACAUGAUAGAAAUGUUGAAGGAGGAGGCUAAGGUUAUAGAGAAGUGUCUCCGAGCAAAUUUGAUGUCAAACAAAGAGUCUCCACUGUACAAUCCUGCAGAUUACAGACAUGGAAGCAGAUUUCUGCAUAAAGUUGAGACACAAGUUCCUGUUUUCAAUCCAUUGAAAUACUUGUACCAAGGAUAUCCUCAUCUCAGAGAUCAUGUUCAUCACAAUUGGGAGACAUAUUGGUACUUUGAUACACAAAAUCUUGUGCAGAAUCAGAAGGGAGACGCUAAGUAUGUGUACGUUGAUUGGAAGCAAAUCAAGGGGAAGUUAGAGGUUGAAAGGUUCAUAGUUGAAGUUUUGCGUACUUAG
Molecule: messenger RNA, 519 nt
Organism: Vigna angularis (adzuki bean)
Lineage: Eukaryota; Viridiplantae; Streptophyta; Magnoliopsida; Fabales; Fabaceae
Exons: 1
Coding region: 1-519 (172 amino acids)
Source: RefSeq, a predicted model, not a curated record